AAAACCCAUUAUCACGAUGUCAUCAAAGCUAGUGCCCACGGUUUGUCUUUCCAAUGGACACGAAAUACCGGUGCUCGGUUACGGAACAUAUCUGGCCCAAGAAGGCCAGUGUGUAGAACUGGUAAAGAAAGCCAUCGACGCAGGUUAUCGACACAUCGACACGGCGUACCUCUACGAGAAUGAGGUCGAGAUCGGGCAGGCCAUCCGGGCCAAAAUAGCGGAAGGUGUUAUCCGCAGGGAGGACAUAUUUGUGACAACGAAACUGUGGAAUACCUUCCACGAUCCCCAGCACGUCGAGGAAGCAUUUCGACGUUCGUUCGAUAUGCUUGACAUUGGCUACAUCGAUCUGUUCCUGAUGCACUCUCCAAUGGGCCAACAGUUUGCUGGCUACGAAUACGGCGAUUUGCAAGCGAAGGAUGCCGAUGGGAACACGCUGUUUUCAGAGGUGGACUACGUGGAAACGUGGAAAGCGAUGGAAAAGCUCGUUUCUUCCGGAAGAGUUCGCAGCAUUGGGCUCUCGAACUUCAAUAGUGAACAAAUUCAACGUGUUUUAGAAGUGGCCAAGAUUAAGCCGGUCAACAACCAGGUAGAAGCGAAUCCUGGCUACGAUCAGCGAAAGUUGAUCGACUUUUGCAAAGCACACGGGAUAACGGUGACCGCGUACGGGCCGAUGGGUAGGCCCCAUAGAACAACUUACGGGAACCGAAACGCUCUCGACGAUCCGAGGGUACUGGAAAUAGGACGAAAGUACGGCAAAACAGGAGGACAAAUUAUUUUGCGAUAUUUGAUUGAUAUAGGCACUAUUCCGAUUCCGUAUUCAACCAACGACGAACGCAUGAAGCAGAACAUCGACGUUUGUGACUUCAAACUGACGGAAGAGGAAAUCGAAUAUAUGGCUUCGUUCCAUUCGGCACGUACUAUUCCUUUUAUGCCGCUGAAAUCCCACAAAUUUUACCCAUUCAACAUAGAGUUCUAGGAACGAAAAGGACUGCAUGCAUGAUUCGAUUUUUUAAAUUACAUUAAAUACACUAAAAGCCCCACAGAAUUUAUAUUGAU
Anopheles nili is the source of this 1056-nucleotide messenger RNA. Its product is annotated as 1,5-anhydro-D-fructose reductase-like. The record is from RefSeq and is a predicted model, not a curated record. Gene Ontology annotation, cellular component: cytosol. The transcript has 3 exons. Gene Ontology annotation, molecular function: aldose reductase (NADPH) activity. NCBI's taxonomy places the organism in Eukaryota, Metazoa, Arthropoda, Insecta, Diptera, Culicidae. Bases 17 to 976 code for a protein of 319 amino acids.